CCCAAUUCACCCAAGGCAAGAGAAAAAAAAAUACUGCUGCGCGCACGGUUCCUGUUACCUCAGAGUAAUACGGUAACAGCAGGAGAUUACGGUACUAGCUGGGGCUACUGACUGUGUUACGUCAGCGAGAGCUGCAAAGUUCCUUGCCAUUCUUUGCUGAUGUUGGGGAGCUGAAUAUUAAAAGGGUGAAGGUGGAGUUAUUGCCUAGCUGUAUUUGGUUGUUUGUUUGGUUUUUUUUUUCUAUUUUCUCUCUUUAUUUUUAAAAUCUCCAGGUAAAACGUCUGUUAGACAGGAGCUUAAAGACGUCUGUGGUAGAGAAAGGGGUGAGUCAGCGGGUGCAAAAGGACUAGGAAUUGGUUCGUCGGAAACGGUCCCCUCUCCCCCGAGGGAGGAGGCGGCAGGGCUGCUCCUGGGACCGAAAGCCCGUCCAGUCCCCGCCACGCGCGCGCGAGUGGCUCUGCGUCCGCGCUCCAGGAGGACGCUGGCAAACGACGCUCCGCAGCCGCCUCGGUCUUGGCAAACAUUUCACAUCCACGUCCCCCGGCCUGCGCGCCUAGAAGCUGGAUCUACCAUGAGUCCAGCCACACUGAGGGUAACUGCGGGUGGGGAGAAGUGCCCAGAUGCCAAGGGUCCCCGCCUUUGAGAGUCGACGGCAGACCCGUCCGUGCUUGUGGCUUGUGGGAGAGACAGGCGCUGGAUAUUUGAAUUCCAAAUUAUGUGCAGAAUGCUCAAUCUUCACACCCGGACGGAUCCGACAUUGCAGGAAAGGGGACUCGCGUAAUUCUGGGACUGCAUUUUGCAUCGCGCCUCCUCGAGCUCUGUGCUGAGUCUCGCGUAGGGAGGGAGUUGGGGCCCCGGGCCAGCGUUGCUGGUGGAGAGGGUCGGCGGGCAGCCCCGCGCGCCCCUGACCAUGUUGCCUUUAAUGCCCUGCCCCUUUGCGUGGCCUUCUGAGGGUUUCCAGGGCUGGCCCGGGUUGCUUCCCACCCGUACGCUCUCUCUUACCCCCAGACAACCCCAGCAGGCAAGGCUCCCCGGAGCGGAGACCUUUUGACUGCCCCCCCACCCCGCUCCCUCGCUCCCACCUCCGCCCAGGUCCGGCGUGGCCCUCAAGAGCCGGAACUCGCCCGGCCCCGGCUGGGACCAUGGUGUUUCUCCCUGGAAAUGCCUCGGACAGCUCCAACUGCACCCACCCGCCGCCACCGGCGAACAUUUCCAAGGCCAUUCUGCUCGGGGUGAUCUUGGGGGGCCUCAUCCUUUUCGGGGUACUGGGAAACAUCCUUGUGAUCCUUUCCGUGGCCUGCCACCGGCAUCUGCACUCGGUCACUCACUACUACAUCGUCAACCUGGCGGUGGCCGACCUUCUACUCACUUCCACGGUGCUGCCCUUCUCCGCAAUCUUCGAGAUCUUGGGCUACUGGGCCUUUGGCAGGGUCUUCUGCAAUAUCUGGGCGGCGGUGGACGUCCUGUGCUGCACGGCGUCCAUCAUGGGACUCUGCAUCAUCUCCAUCGACCGCUACAUCGGCGUGAGCUACCCGCUGCGCUACCCCACCAUCGUCACGCAGAAGAGGGGUCUCAUGGCUCUGCUCUGCGUCUGGGCGCUCUCUCUGGUCAUCUCCAUCGGGCCUCUGUUCGGCUGGAGGCAGCCGGCCCCCGAGGACGAGACCAUCUGCCAGAUCAAUGAGGAGCCGGGCUACGUGCUCUUCUCCGCGCUCGGCUCCUUCUACGUGCCGCUGACCAUCAUCCUCGUCAUGUACUGCCGGGUCUACGUGGUGGCCAAGAGGGAGAGCCGGGGCCUCAAGUCCGGCCUCAAGACCCACAAGUCGGACUCGGAGCGGGUGACGCUCCGCAUCCAUCGCAAAAAUGCCCCGGUAGGAGGCAGCGGGGUGCCCAGCGCCAAGAACAAGACACACUUCUCCGUGAGACUCCUCAAGUUUUCCCGGGAGAAGAAAGCGGCCAAAACACUGGGUAUCGUGGUCGGCUGCUUCGUCCUCUGCUGGCUGCCUUUUUUCUUAGUGAUGCCCAUUGGGUCUUUCUUUCCUGAUUUCAGGCCCUCAGAAACAGUUUUUAAAAUAGCAUUUUGGCUCGGAUACCUAAACAGCUGCAUCAACCCCAUUAUAUACCCAUGCUCCAGUCAAGAGUUUAAAAAGGCCUUUCAGAAUGUCUUGAGAAUCCAGUGUCUGAGCCGAAAGCACUCUUCCAAACAUGCCCUGGGCUAUACUCUGCACCCACCCAGCCAUGCCCUGGAGGGACAGCACAAGGACCUGGUGCGCAUUCCGGUGGGAUCCGGAGAGACCUUCUAUAAGAUCUCCAAGACGGAUGGGGUCUGUGAAUGGAAAUUUUUCUCUUCCCUGCCCCGUGGAUCUGCCAGGAUUACAGUGCCCAAAGACCAAUCAGCCUGCACCACUGCCCGGGACUUUUAACCAUGAAACUACCUGCACACAGCUCCGGUCGAGCCCGCUUGGAACACUGUUGGCCCCAUGCUCCUUGUCUACAAACUGUGCUGAGGAGCAGGGCUGAGCCCAGGCUGCUGUGGGGUCCACCAUCUUCAAAAAGCAAUGGCAGCAAUGGCCUCUGGUCCUCCAAAGUCCCUGCAAGAUGAGUGAGUGAAGAUGACUGUUGUGGGUUUGGGCUGGCGAAAGCCAGCUGGGAUUUGAGCAGAGGACACCAGCCCUGGCCAGUGAUCCCAUCAGCAUUACCUCUUUCAUACUUCCCCAGACCCAAAUGUCAUGGGGGCUGAGGAUGGACCUUGUCUGUUCUGUAUAGGAAAAUGUCACUUCUUUGCUACUGCAACACGGACUACUGAGUCUCCCACCUAAAAGGAAGGUCAUGACAUUGGAAGGGGGCUGUUGAGGAGGAAGAAGACUGUGGACAUUGCUCAGAGCUGUUCGGUAAUGCGUUGAAGCAACUGAUAAACAAGGAACUUCCCUAAAGCUGAUGCUUAUUCAUUUCCAAAGACAAAAUAGUUGUCCUUCUUAUACUUGUGGCUCAGGAGUUACUACAGUACUUUCCAUCCAUAUCACAGUCAACGUUGCACGUUAUGAGCUGGAAAUGAUUAUUGCGAAACUAUAAGAAAUACAUACUUAAUUAGGUAAAAAAAAAAAUCUAAGAGCAAAUUAAUACUAUAUUUGGCAGGGAAAAAAAUAAUGAAGGCACUGACCUAUUAAAAAACCUGAAUAUAGUAGUUUCAUUCCGAUGUGAUAGAAAAGAAGCUACAGAAAAUCCCAACAUGAGUUUAGUAUUUUCUUCUAUUUAUAUAAUAUUUCAUACGGGUCCAAAGUACUUUUGUCUAUCUCGAGUUAUCCCUAUGAGGCAGAAGGAGAAGGAAGGAAUUAUUAUCUUUACCUAGCAUAUGAAAAAACAAGGGGAAAGGUGACGUGAGGUUUAAGGAUUUCUUUGAAUAUCUUCAAAUCCAGCCUUUGACUUCUUUUUCCAUGAUGCUUUCAAUAUCCCCAAGGUCCACUGCAUUUCUCGAGACUCUGACAUUUACAUUUCACUCACUCACCUCUUGAACCGUAUUUUCAGCUCUAUUUGUACCUUCUCUCCUGCUGUAUCUCUGCCAGCGGCUGGGCCGAUCAAGAUUGUUCUAGGGGCUGAGUGCAUAUUUGUCUAGGGUUCUCUCACUGGCUAAAAGACAAGCAGAUGUAAUUCCGUUCUUUCUCCUUAGAUAGGCAGCAAGAGCUAAGGAAAUAAGCAAGGCGGGGGGCUCUUGGGUUGCUCAACGGGGUGACGUGUAAGGCAAACCCAGCAGUGAUUGACACCUUAAGGGCUUCAGGAAAGGUCCCAGAGAGAGAGUUUCGGGAAUGUUUGUUUUCCAGUGAGAACUGUAUACACCCCGAUCAUCACCAUCAGCAAGCUGUUCACUUCUUCUCUUGCACCAGGUGCCGCACUUGGCACAAAAAAAUACAGAAAGGCACAGACAGUCCCCAGCUUGUGAUCUGGGUGUGUUCCAAGCUCAUCUGUUGCAUUUUUCCAAGAGGCAUUGUUUUAAACGGGGACGGGGAAGGAUGUUCCCAGAUGAACCAAAAAAUAAAAAUCUAUUUAACGUACACCAGGGAUUGGCAAACUUUUUCUGCAAAUGGCUAGACAGUAGAUAUUUUAGGCAUUGUGGGCCAUACGGUCUAUUACACACUCUUCUUUGUUUGAAUUUUUUUAUUUUUUUGGGAAACCCUCUAAAAAUGUAGAAACCAUUCUUAGUUCACAGGCUAUACCAAAAAAUAGGCCAUGGGCCAGAUUGAGCCCAUGGGCCACAAUUUACCAUCCUUGAUCUCUGCUAUUACUAGUUUACAGUGUAGUACAAAUAAUGCUAAGCAGUGGACUUAGGUGUUCAACAUACAAGCUUCUUUUUUUUUUUUUUUUUUUUUAAUAUUCCAUUGCCACAUCUACACUUGACUACAUUAACAUUCCCAAAUGGUAUGAGUUGUUAGGUAAAGUGACAAGUUCAUAUUCAGGGCUGGCUCCUGCCCCAUAUGACCCGCCCACCGAAAAGAUAACUUAAGUAUGGCAUUGUGAUUUUCAGUCCCCCCUCCCACUGCUGUAUUCUGCAGAACAAGCAGGUCAGCAGAAGCCCAGGGGCAUCCACGGGGGUCUUUCGGCCCUUCCCCUCACUGGCAAAAUGCCCCAGCGCCAUCUGGCCAACUCGGAGAGAAGCAACAGCCGAUCAGAGCCAUUUGACGAGGUCGAUGUGAAAUCCCUCCCAGCCCCGCUGCUGAAGGGAGGUCCCCCGAGGCUUUAGGGGCCACACUUGGCUCCUUGGGAAGGCCUCCUCACCACGGCGCAGGCACCCGGGCACCUGAGGGUCUGCCCUGGAGCUCGUGGGGACCUGGGGUCCGAGGAGGUGCCGGACGGGAGGACAGCAGCCGCAAGACCAGUGCUAGUUACCAGCAGGCGCUCUCCUCUGCCUCCUUCUCUUGUUCUUCUCUCCCUUUUUGUUUAAGUCUGAAAUGACCUAACUAGCCUCGAAAUGGCGUUACUAUGGGGAACAUAUUUAGACCUCCCCUGGGAUGACGGAGCCAUAUUUCUCUGAGCUGGGCGCUUUGGGGGCGGGGCUUCCUUCCCGUCCCCUCCCAGUUCUGAUGGGCAGUCAAGCGAGGAAGGCUGUCCCAGCUGGGAACAACGUGUGCCAGUUCCCUUGGCCCAGGA
Molecule: messenger RNA, 5139 nt
Organism: Balaenoptera acutorostrata (minke whale)
Lineage: Eukaryota; Metazoa; Chordata; Mammalia; Artiodactyla; Balaenopteridae
Gene: ADRA1A
Product: adrenoceptor alpha 1A
Exons: 4
Coding region: 1143-2420 (425 amino acids)
Biological process (GO): regulation of cardiac muscle contraction; adenylate cyclase-activating adrenergic receptor signaling pathway; positive regulation of cytosolic calcium ion concentration
Cellular component (GO): membrane
Molecular function (GO): alpha1-adrenergic receptor activity
Source: RefSeq, a predicted model, not a curated record